AUCGAAUUAUCAAGUUAAGGCUAUCAUCUGUAGCUUGAUCUCCUUGUAGUUUGUAGAUGAAAAUAUUUUUAUGGGUUUUCAUUGAAUAAGGUUCAAUUUAGGUUAAUUAACACUGUAUCUAGGGUUUGUGGUUGUAUUUAUUGGCUAAUUUUGACUUGAUGAUGUUUGGUACUGAUUAAUUUCUUUUUCUGUUGCAUUGUUGAUCUGGGUCUGGGACUUCAAUUCUCAACUGGUUAUUGUCCUUUGCAGUGCUUGCUGGGCUUGCAUUUAUGUUUUCAGCUAGUAUCUUGCUACAGAUUCUGGCUUGUGCAAUAUACAGCAACUGGUGGCCAAUGUUGUCAGCUCUCAUGUAUGUGUUAGUGCCUAUGCCUUGCUUAUUCUUUGGAGGUGGAUCUACUCAGUUUCUAACUAGCAGGGAUGGUGGAGGUUGGAUAGAUGCUGCUAAGUUCUUGACAGGAGCAUCAGCUGUAGGAAGCUUAGCAAUUCCUAUUAUCCUUAGGCAUGCACAUAUGAUUGAGACGGGUGCUAUGUUCAUCGAAUUCACAUCAUUCGUCAUAUUUGUAUGCACCGUCUUGUGUUUUCAUCGAGCUAGUCUCGAAGAUGAAUGGUGACCAAUAACGCGCAUACAUCGUUGAUCAGAGGACCUAUUUAUUAUGAUAGGCAGGAAUAUAGAAAAGAAAAUGAGAAACUUUCACGCUGUAUAUAUGUUAUUGGUAUAUAUAUCUUUGAGAGGCAGUUGAUAAUUUGAUUUGUGUUGUCCGUGACUUAAUGCUUGACAACUUUUAUUUCGCUUGUUUCAUUUAGACAAACUAAUGUUUGAUAUUAUUCAACUGUAGAAAAAAAUUGAAAGUAAUUUUGUGUGGUU
Pistacia vera is the source of this 865-nucleotide messenger RNA. Its product is annotated as vacuolar protein sorting-associated protein 55 homolog. The coding region runs from base 270 to 611 and encodes 113 amino acids. The record is from RefSeq and is a predicted model, not a curated record. NCBI's taxonomy places the organism in Eukaryota, Viridiplantae, Streptophyta, Magnoliopsida, Sapindales, Anacardiaceae. Gene Ontology annotation, biological process: late endosome to vacuole transport via multivesicular body sorting pathway. The transcript has 5 exons. Gene Ontology annotation, cellular component: endosome.